Molecule: messenger RNA, 900 nt
Organism: Nematocida minor
Lineage: Eukaryota; Fungi; Microsporidia
Exons: 1
Coding region: 1-900 (299 amino acids)
Biological process (GO): intracellular sterol transport
Cellular component (GO): endoplasmic reticulum membrane; endoplasmic reticulum-plasma membrane contact site; plasma membrane
Molecular function (GO): sterol transfer activity; sterol binding
Source: RefSeq, a predicted model, not a curated record
AUGAAUGAAAAUAGUAAAAAGAAAUUGCCAUCUGAGAAGAGACGCGAGAAGUUCCACGAGCUCUUCAAAUCCAUCCCGAAAAAUGAAGGGCUGGAAUACUCGUGUCCCUGCAUUUUAAAGGACAAUUCAAAGUACUUUCAGGGCAGGAUGUACAUCAGCAAUGAACACAUUUCAUUCUUUUCGAAGAACUUCUUCGGGCGCAUCACCCUCAUCAUAAACAUCCGAAACAUCAUAGCCAUUGAGCUGAAAACCACGAUGAUUCUGUCGGGAUCGCUGGAGAUAAUCACAUACGACAAAACGUACAGUUUUAAGUCUGUGUUCUACAAGGAAGAGGCAUACCCUAUUGCCCUGCUGCACUGGCAAAAGUUAAUGGGCCUGCCCUCAAAUGUAAAAAGCAUAUUCCAGGUGGACAUUCCCAGGCCGAACGAAAUGGUGGAAGAAAGAGCAAUGUCUGAAGAGGAGAGAGUAUUUGACAUCGAGCUAAGGAAGCUCGUAAGGAGCAUUGUAAACACACACAGCACAGUUAAGUUCUAUCAAACGCUGACAAAUGACGAAAUAGAGGUAAAGACAUACACGAACAGAAGGACCAUCCAGUUCUCAAACGAGUUCAUUGACGAGGUGUACUCAGUGAACAAAAAUGCCAUUCUGAUAGAGUACCACUCGAGAGGCACGCUGUGCAGGAUAUUCAUAACCGCUGAGGCAAAGGGGAAAACGAAAGUGAGAAUAAUAGAAAAGUACAACUACACAACACAGCACUAUUUUAAAUACAUCGAAGGCCUUGUAGGUAGCAGCAAAAGCAGAAAACAUUCGCAGAUUGCCAUGCUGUGCGUGUGCAUCUUGGGCAUCAGCUUGAAAAUAGCAUCGAUAUUCAAGUAUCUAUACCACGAGUAUGGUAAAUGA